Molecule: messenger RNA, 2180 nt
Organism: Ricinus communis (castor bean)
Lineage: Eukaryota; Viridiplantae; Streptophyta; Magnoliopsida; Malpighiales; Euphorbiaceae
Product: probable N-acetyltransferase HLS1
Exons: 3
Coding region: 659-1870 (403 amino acids)
Molecular function (GO): acyltransferase activity, transferring groups other than amino-acyl groups
Source: RefSeq, a predicted model, not a curated record
GAGAGAGAAAGUGACUCUACAUUAAGAAAUUCUUUUUCUUUUCUUAUUUAUUCAAACCCAAAAGAAAAAAAAAAAGAAAGAAAGAAAAGGAAGCCCUGAAAUCAGGUAUUUAUAGGCACCAUGAGAGUACUUGUAUCUCUGCAAUGAUGAACUACUCGCUGCCUAACAAAGCACAGCUAUCCAAGUUGAAGAAUAUAAAGAAAGAAGCUUAACUAUCUAAACGUUAUUAGGUUUCUUUUUCCUCUCUCGAUCAUUUCUCCAGUUCUCACUCGUUAUAUAUAUUAUAUUAUAUAUCAUAUAAACUCUCUCAUAUGAGCUAAAUAUCAGUACAAAAUCUUCCAUUUUUUUGGAUUUCCUCUUAUUUUCUUCGUCUGCCUGAUUUCACUAAUUUCAAGGUCCCUCAGCUUUAGUUAGAGCCACAGCCCUUUUGGCUUCUCUUUUCCUUUGCUUAUUUCACACGUUAUUAAUCACUCCUCCAUCCCUCCCUCUCUGUCUAUAAAUAUAUAUAUCCCUCCUCUCCCGCCUACGAACAAAGAAAGCUGCAAUCUUUCUUGGGUUAUUAUUAUUAUUAUAUUGGAUUGAUCGAUUGAUUUGGUUUUGCUCUGGGUCUCUUUAAAUUAAUUAGCAAAGAAGAGAUAUAAAAGUAGUAGUAACAAUCAUGGGAGAAGAGAGAAUGAUAGUGGUAAGAGAGUUUGAUCCAAGCAGAGAUAGAGUGGGAGUUGAAGAAGUAGAAAGAAGGUGUGAAGUUGGUCCCAGCGGCAAGCUCUCUCUCUUCACCGACCUGUUAGGUGACCCAAUUUGCAGGGUCCGCCACUCCCCUGCUUUCCUCAUGCUGGUGGCUGAGUUGGGCGAAGAGAUAGUGGGGAUGAUAAGAGGUUGCAUCAAAACCGUUACAUGUGGCAGAAAGCUCUCUAGACAUGUCAAAAACAAUGAUCCUCCUAAACCUCUUCCCGUUUACACCAAAGUUGCUUACAUUUUAGGCCUUCGAGUCUCUCCUUCUCAUCGGAGGAUGGGAAUAGGCUUAAAACUAGUGCGUACAAUAGAAGAGUGGUUUCGCGAAAACGGCGCUGAAUAUUCAUACUUAGCAACUGAAAACGACAACCACGCUUCCGUUAAGCUAUUUACCGACAAAUGCGGAUAUACCAAGUUCCGUACGCCAUCUAUCCUAGUCAACCCAGUCUUCGCUCACCGACUUGCCGUUUCUAACCGGGUCACCAUCUUCAAACUCCCUCCAAACGACGCCGAGUUGCUCUACCGACGUCGUUUCGCCACGACCGAGUUUUUCCCUCGUGACAUUGACUCUGUUCUCAAUAACAAGCUCAGUCUAGGCACUUUUUUGGCUGUGCCACGUGGCAGUUAUACACACAAUUCCUGGCCCGGCUUUGACAAGUUUUUAUCCGACCCGCCUGAAUCUUGGGCUGUGCUUAGCGUUUGGAACUGUAAGGAUGUUUUUAGACUUGAAGUCCGCGGCGCGUCCCGCGUGAAGAGAACUUUUGCUAAAACGACAAGAAUAGUUGACAAAGCUCUGCCGUUUUUGAAGUUACCGUCAGUGCCAGAGUUGUUUAGGCCAUUUGGUUUACAUUUUCUGUACGGUGUUGGAGGUGAAGGCCCACACGCGGUUAAAAUGGUAAAAGCGCUUUGUGCUCACGCGCAUAACCUGGCUAAGGAGCGUGGCUGUGGUGUUGUGGCUACAGAGGUGUCGAGUUGCGAACCGCUUAAGUUAGGAAUUCCAUACUGGAAAAUGCUAUCUUGCGCUGAGGAUUUGUGGUGUAUUAAAAGGCUUGGGGAAGACUACAGUGACGGAUCAGUCGGUGACUGGACUAAAUCACCUCCUGGCGUGUCUAUUUUUGUUGACCCUAGAGAGUUCUAAACGACUUGUAGUAGCCAUGUCAAGGCAAAAAAAAGGAAACCCAAAAAAUCUACAGCUAAAUUACUAGAGUAACAACACAAGGCAAAGAAAAAAAGAAAAGGGGUUUUUGUUAAUUUUUUUUUUCCUUGGGUUUUUUUAUUGUUUUUAGAAGGGCUUUUAAAUGUGGAGAGGAUUUUGGGAUAUAAAAAAGAGAGAAUGAGAAGAUAUGGGUUUUGUUGUAGAAGGGAAUAUCCUCACUUUUGUUUACAUCUCAACUUUUUUAGUCAUUUGUAAAAAUGGAUAUGGCUUUAAUAUAUCCCUUUUCAGCCAA